This is a messenger RNA of Macrobrachium nipponense, 13940 nucleotides long. RefSeq names its product mucin-17-like. Gene Ontology annotation, biological process: regulation of transcription by RNA polymerase II. The record is from RefSeq and is a predicted model, not a curated record. NCBI's taxonomy places the organism in Eukaryota, Metazoa, Arthropoda, Malacostraca, Decapoda, Palaemonidae. Gene Ontology annotation, cellular component: nucleus. Bases 367 to 6873 code for a protein of 2168 amino acids. The transcript is spliced from 7 exons.
GUCCGUGGUGGAUGGAUACCCCGGUCCACCACCACCACCGCCGCCGCCUCCGAGCUGCUGCUGCUGCCGCUGCUGCCUGCCUGCCUGCCACCCCCGAAGUCCUCCUGUAUCGAUUAGUUUCUUAGGGCGGCGCUCACGCCUCCUAUGGCAUGGUGGAAAUUUCAUUUCACGAGGUCCCCGCCGCUCUCCGGGAGGCCAGCGACGCCCGUGGGCGGUCUGUUCGGGUGAUAUGGGCCCGGUAGGGGCGGCCAGGGGCUGGGCGGCCGUGGUGUAGCUGAGCAGUAGCAGCAGCAGCAACCUUCGGACAGCAGAACCAGCAGUAGUAGGGACUUCUUCAGCAGCAGCAGUCGAGCCAUGUGAGACAUAAUGGGUGACAGACAGCGUAAUUUUGCGCAGUAUGCCACAGCUCUAAAUCAGUAUGCAAACUUUAACAAUGAUGGAGAACGAAGUAGCCGGGAGAGGGGAGACGGGGGUCCUGGUUCUGGCCCCGGUGGAAGCAGCAAUAGUGGUGCUGGAAGCAGCAGUGGCAGUGGAGGUGCUAGUCAUGGGGGGACGGCGUCUGCCGGAAAUGCCGCACUGUGGGGCGAGUUGAGUAGGACCCUGCAGUACAACAACUACCCAGGUUUUGGUACAGCAUGGCAAGGAGGUGGAGGUGAUAUGAGACUCUAUGGCUACGGUGGAUACGGAGAAGGACAGGUGGAUGGCCGCGGAGAAGGCCGCCCGGAGGGUCGGAGUGAGGGCCGCAGAGUUCCAAGCAAGGGGGAGACGAAGGCUACUCCACCUCUGCCUCCAGGCAUGGGAGCAAGCAUGGGCUCAGCUUUGGCCUCCCUUCAGCAGCUAGUUGCCAGUGGAGGUGCUGAUGCAGCUAAUGUUUACAGAAGUUUUUUGGCAGCUCGGCAAUAUGCCGCUGCAGCCGCUGCCCUCAGUGCCCUCCCGGCUGCGCCUCCGCCAUCCAUAAAUCCUGCUGCGCUUCAUGCUGCGAGUGCAUUGACUGGCCACCACCAGCAACAGCAGCAGCAGCAUCAGCAGCAGCAGCAGCAGCAGCAGAGGAGACAGCAACAGCAACAUCAUCAACAGCAGUUGCAACAACAACAACAACAACAGGCGGCUGCAUUUGUGGCCGCAGCCACGGCUGGUCUCAAUGGAGAGGGGUUAGGAAUGCACGGAGCCUCUCGCAUGCAGCAGCCUUCUCCACAGGGAAGGAAGUGCACCCCAGUCCCGGCCGACAUCCGACACGAUGACCCUCUGCCGUCGCCAGGUAGGACUCGCUCCCACCCUCCUCCAACAAUCAAUAAUCAGGAAACCGUUUGUACUCCUGUGAUUGGGAAAGGAAACUUUGAGCCCCCUCCUGGGGUUGGAGAUGGUGGCGGUGACAUGGGAAGUGAUGGCAGGCGAGUGCAGAGUGGCAGUGAGAGUGAGGGCGACCAGAGAAUCAGGCACAGACGUAAGCAAGAGCAGCCCAGGCGUCAGAGUGUCAUAUACCCCGUUGCUAUGCAAUCUGAGAGUGGAGGUGGAGGUGGAGGAGACUCAAGUUCAGAUGAUUCUCAGGGUUAUGACGUUCUCCUUACUCGGAACGCCGUCGAACACAGGGACUCUCCUCACGAUUCCGUGCAUAGUAACUCGCCAGUAGAUCCAGCUUUACGGCUGUCCAGAGAGACGUUCCCCGCCCAGGGAAUGAGUCAGGCUAUGAGUCAUGCUCUAGCUCAUCCUUUCUUGGCAGCCCACUUGAAUGCCAGUCAGCUACUGCAGGUAGCUCAGACAACUCCUCCACCCACAAAGCAGGAUGUGCCCCCUGCGCCUUCCCCUCAUUCUCAAACGCUCCAGCUGCAAGUUCGGACAGACCUGCUGGAACCGCAUCCAAAGGAAGCAGAGACAUCAUAUCCCUCACAGGACCCUCCGCCUCGCUCCCUCACGCAACCACAGAUAUCCCUGCCAGAGGUGGACAUUCGUAGUGUACGGACCCCUCCUAGUAAUGCUUCUUUAGAUAGCAAUGUUGCACCUGUUAAAAAGAGGAGAUGUUCUCCUAGUUAUAUGGAAAAUGACACUGUUGUCAGUGACAGUAUGGUGGGAAAGACUAGUGUGAGUAGUGAAGUCGGUUCCAGGAGUGAUGGUGGGGGGGCGAGUAAUAGUCUAUCUAGUACGAGUUACAACCAGACGAGAGAGGAAAGUACUGCACAUACUAUAAGUCCCAAUGUAGAAAGCACCCCUGUAAAUGGUCUUAGUGGAUCUUGUGAGGCUGUGGAGAAGAAUGCUAGUAGUAGUGGUAGUGACAGUCAGUCUUCGUUAAAUGUGAGCAUGCAGAGUUGUGAAACAGAAAAAGCAUUGAAUAGAAGUUUAGAUAAGAGUGAUCAAGAUUUUUAUAAUGGUGAUAAUGAAAUGCUGUACAGUCCUAGAAAGCGGAACAGGAAGAGGAAAUCUGAAAGUGAGGCUGUAGUGGAAGUAGAGACCACUCUUAUUGAAGGGCAGCUGGAUGAGAGUGCAGAGAGUAAGAGGAGAACUAGGCAAAAGAGGGCCAUUUCCUAUGUUGAGGAUGGCACAGACCCAGUGCUGGAGAUGAAUGAGGAUUCUUCUCCUGAUGCGACCCCAGUGAAAAAGAAAGGGAGGAGACCGAAGGAAGUUCGUGAAAGGACUGACAGCGAAAGCAAUCCCAGUCCCGAGCAGCCACAAACAACCGAACCUCCGACAAGUCCUCCUGUAUUGCCACCCCCUCCCCUGCCACCUCCCCAGCCGUUGUCAGGCCCUCAGGAAGAAUCACCACCUAAGUCUAUGCAUAAUUCUCCCCCAAGUAGAGGGCGAGGAAGGGGCCUCUAUCGUGGGGCCCCUAGGGGUAGAGGCAGAUUGCCAAUGGCAGCAGAUUCCCACGAAUUCUCAAGUAUCACCGAGCCUUUGCACGUUGAUACGUCUCUCGCCAUGGAGCCUGAUUUAAGAGUUCCGGGUCCCCCUCCCAUAACCCCUUCAUCUUGCAGCCCAGAUGUAUAUGACUUCAAUGACACUGACAGUGACGGUGUAGGUCGAGGGAAAAAGGGCAAGAGAGGGAGGAAGAAGGGAUUUAGCCCAAAGAAAAACAACAAGCAGUCUCCUGUGGAAGCAGCAAAAGCCAAUAUUAGUCCUAGAUCUCGUGAUACAAUGGUAAAAUCUCCUAAGUCACCCAAGUUUUUUUCAAGCUCUCGGAGCCCUGUGUCGGAUCGUAACAAGGAAUGGCUCCGAGGAGUAUCUCCUCCUGUUCGGGACUUAUCAAAAAGUUUGUCAGAGGUUUCUUGCAAUGAAGGUGGCACUUACAACCAUGCACCUUCCCUUGAUAGUAAAUCAUCUGAUGUUUUACAGAAUUCUGAGAGUUGUGAUAGUUUGACCACUGAUAAUGCAAAAUUAGAUGUUAAUGUUACUUCUCCUCGUAGAAGUACCCGUAGAGUUAAGCCUCGAGAGAUGGACUCCUCCUUGUUGGAUGUCAAAGGAGAUGACUCCUCUGAUUUGAGUCUUCAGUCACUCCCCAGUAAUUCAAAACUUAACACUUCGUUCUCAGGGUCUAUCCUUAACAAUGCACAAAAUUCGGAAGAGAAGAUUGAAAAAGAUGAGUCGCCCUCACGUGGGUCAGACAUAACUGAUGGCUCUCCAAGCAGUCGUGUACGAAGAAGAGGAAGGAGACCUUUAGAUCAAGGUGACAUGAUGGGUGGUCAGGCUUUGAACAGUGAGGUUGAUAAUGUUUCAACCCCAGAGAAAAGUCUUCCCACCAGUGUGGACUCUGCAAUAACAGAUGAUGGACACACGAAAGUUUCAGACAGUAUUAAUGUUGAUGAGAAAUGUAAUUCUGUUCCCCCUGUCAAGAAGGGUAGACGAGGAAGACCACCCAAAGGUGUGAAAGUGGAAAGCCCAAAAGUGGAAGCGGAAAGCCCAGAAGCAACUGCUAAGGGUAAAGGGAAGGGGAGGGGCAAGAAACGUAAGAGAAAAUUCACACCCUUUCCAAAAGGGACUAAAAAGAAACUAUUUGGUGGCAGUGAAACUGAUGUGCUUCCAGAAGAAACCAGUCAGUAUCAGACAGUACCUGAAGAUGAUGUUUAUGAUGAUGCUGAAGAUUCAGCUGAGAAUGACAUACAGGAGGUCAGUUCAUGUGAUGUAGAGAGGACCUCUGAAGAGAAAACUGGAGCCUUGCAUCUUACCAAUGAUGCCUUGAAACCCGAGGGUUCUUCGUUGCUUCAAACCAAACCAAACAAAGUAACAGAUGUGAGUUCUAUAAGUAAUGAAAAGUCAUCUAGCUCCUGUGAUGUACCGCAGAAUGAGAUGGUCGUAAAGUCCUCAGAUACACCACUGGAGUCUGUUGGGGAAACUUUAACUGUGAUAGCACAAAUGGAGGAAGCAGAAUCUCGUGUCAAGAGGUUACGAGGAAGAAGGGCAAGUGCCAAGCAAGACGGUAAGGCAGAAUCUGAGCUGAUGAAACCAAAAGAGGAAGAACUUGAUACAAAUGAAAUCCUAAAAGGCUCCAAACAUGAGCCAGAUUUGGAAGAAUGUAUCCCAAAGGAGAAACCUUUACAAACUGCCAGUUUAGAAGUCAACGAAUCUGUUCCUGAUAAACAAGAAAAUAAGGAAACUCUUCAAAGUCCAACUUCAAAAACGCUUGUUGACAGUAAGUCUGUUACCCCAAACAAAAGUGCAAUCUCAGGUAUCCAGGACAAAUGCAAAGUUGACGGGAUGUCACUGCCUUAUCUUAGGAGGAAAGGGCCAGAGUUUGAAAAGGAGUCCUUUGGAAGUCAGUUCAAAGCAUUCGUAGAGAAUGAUAAAUCUUUAGAAACACAGGAAUAUACAAAUAAUGAAUUUCUAGAGCAUAAAGAUAUACAAAAUGCCAGAAGGGAUCAUGGUAGCUCCUCUGGAACUGCAAGUGAUGUAAUUGAAGGCAUUACUGUACCUGUUGCAGCAGAAGCUAAGAAUUUUGGCAAUCAGGUGUCUUCAGAAAGUCAGAUAAUUGCGACAAAGCCAGUCGAAAUUCAGAAGGCUGUUGUGAGGCAAGUAGAAGCAGAGGUCAAAGUGCAUUGCCCUCAGUCUGAAAAGCCUGAAUCUGACUCCAAGGAAAAUUUGAAAGGAACUUCUGUUGAGCAAGACAUAAAGGCAGAAUGUGAGGAAAAGCCCACUCUUCAGGAUGUUGGAUCCAUUCCUGGUGAGAAGAAGCCCAACACUGAGAUUUCGCUAGUACCCGUUAAUAACAAUUCACAACCUGUAAUGAAAGAAGUUGAUGAUACCUCCAAAAAUCCUGUUCCUGGCAUUCCUUCGGACAUGUUACUAGAUGUUCCAGAGGCCUCGGCCAACAUACCGCUCCCUCCUCCAGAUGCGAUGGAGGUCCCUCAAGGCACAGAUAUGGACGUAGAUGCAGAAACAGUUGAAAACAUUGCAAAAUUUUUAGAGGAGACAGCUUCCACUAUACCCGGUGCUACCGAAGAGAAUUACAGUGAGAAACGUCCUAAGCGCUCUUCACGUCCCCCGAGGAAUAUGGAUGAUAAUGAGAUGAAUGAUCUGUUGAUGUUACUCAACAUGGAAGAUGAAGAAAGUGAAGAUGAAGAUUACGUACCCAAGGACCUUGAAAACUUGGAUAGCACUGCUGAGAGUGAUGAUGGAGGAGAUAGUGAUGGAAAUGAUGACGACGACGAUGAUGAUGCAAGCGGUGCAGACUAUGAAAGUGAGGGUCGUGGUGGUAGUACACUGAGCAAUUUCCUGGAAUUGGCAGGUGAUGCGGGUGGUGAUAAUGACAAGGUGCCAAGUAGUUUCAAACCUGGAAAAGGCUCUGCUGCCAAAUCAAAGGGACUCAAAAAUGGGAAGGGCAAGAAAUAUAAGAAUGACACUUCCAGUGCCAAGAAAGGGAAGGUGAAAGGAAAAGUGAAGUACAAUAGCAAAGGAAGACAUGAUGAUGAUGUGAAGAGGAAGGGGGAUGAUGGGAAGAAAAAGGGUGAGGGCGAGAGAAAGGGUCCGUACAUUCGGGUUGAUCCAAGUACGUCGGGAGAGGUCAUUGUAAAUACUCCUUACCGUGAUGAAGAGGAGCAGGACAAACAGGUGCGGAAGUUGAACAUUCAAUUUUACUGUAAAAUUGAAGCCAAACAGAAGACUGCGAAGGUUGGUUACAAUAGUACGCUUCAUAAUAAUUACGACGCAUUUUCCAAAGACACCACCUGGUUCUGCUCUUUCUGCAAAAACUACAGCCAUACGUGGAAAUUAGGUGAUCUCUUUGGACCGUAUUUCAUUGAGGGGUUGACGUUGCGUAAGAAGAAGUACCCCAAAGUAAUUGAAGGCCAAGUUGUCGAAUCCACGUCUCCUAACGAGGUUGGUAGAUUCAAGAAACGUCCUCCAAGACGAGAAUCCACUUCAGACGUUCCCGGGGAGUCUAAAAAGUUGGAACUUGGAGGAUGCUCCCCACCAUGGAGAUUCGUCCCAGCAGCAACUCCCGCUCGGAUGCUGUGUCGUCCUGGAUCCAAAGAAGUUGGACCUCAACAAAUCCAAGAUACUUCAAAUCCCAUUAGUACAAGUAAUACUAAAGAAGGCUCAACUGGAGACCCUAUCACCCCAGUGACUGCCCCAGCCGAGGCUCGACCUCCUGGAACUGAAUGCUGGGUACACGAAUUGUGCCUACUAUGGUCUCCGGGCGUUCACAUCAUUAAUAGUAAACUUUGCGGUUUAGAAGAAGCAGUUAUUCAUGCUCAGGACAGUGUUUGUACUAACUGCAGUGAAGCAGGGGCCACCAUUGGAUGCUUAGGAAAAGGGUGCCCUCUCAUGGUCCACGUACCGUGCGCCACACAACUGCAUUGGACUCUAGAUCGUCAAACCUUCAUGUCCUUCUGUCCCAAGCAUAGUGUGAGUAGUCCAAAGGAUCAGUCUGAGCUUUCGAGUGUGCCGUGAUCAGUGCUUGGUAGGACCCUGUAUUCAGUAGCCAUAGAGGAUGCCAUGGAUUUAUAUUUAUUAAUUAUUGUUAGUCAUUGUACUUCUCAAAAUCAAAGAGGAAUUUUUUCAUCAGCAUUAUCAUAUGGUCUUGGUCUUCCUUUUCUCGAAUAUCACUUUAUAUGUUCCAUUGAAAUACUGCUGUCAAGCUGUAAUUUGGUUUAUUAACAUUGGCAAUGCUUAUCAGAAUGUCUUCCAUUGGUAGUUUUGUCAUGAAUUUUUUUUUUUUUCCUGGUGACAGAUUUUGUAUUUAUUUAAGUUUGAAUUGUUUUAAAUGUUUGUCGUCAUUAUUUAGGCAGCUAUUAAUUUGUACACAAAUUAUAUAUUUUUUGUAAAUACAACAUGUGAAUAUCCUAAUCAGUGCAUAAGAAAAAUAUUUAUUUUUAUUCUUUUACAUUGAACGGUUUUCCUUUCCUUAUUACGCAUUGAGCAUGGUUGACUGCAGCUGUACCCGGACACUCUGGUCUGUCUUUUGCGCAUCAAAAGUAGGUGCGAGUUUUGUUUGGGUACAUCUGCAAGUCUUUGGUAUUGGGAUCAAGAAUUAUUUUGUUUAUGAGGACGCUUCUUUUUGGAGCAGGAUGAUGUACUUUCUUAGCUAAUUAGGUAUUGUUUUAUCCAAUAUAAUUAAUAAUUUGUUCAUUAGUUUUGAAUCUUUGUUUUUUAAAUUUGUACUUAUACAAUAUACAAUAACAUCUUUCUACAUAGGUUGCUGUUCUUAUAUUUACAAAUGAUGAAUUAGUGAAGUUUUCUGUCUCCCUUGAAGGAAUUUGAGGACUCUUAUGGGUCUAGAUGUAAUUAUUUGUUAGUGCCCAAAUAAUUUUAUUGACCUUACGUUUCGCAAUGAUAGUCAUCUGAACCACUGUUUCGACCGAAUUUACACUUAAGUUUAGAAUAUAGCAAUUUACACUCAGGAAAUUUAAGUUUAGUGUUUCUUUUUAAGUAUUUAACUCUCCAGUAACUUAUUUAAGGGCAUGUUUGGUGCUGCUAGGCAACCAGAAGAACAUCUUUCCGACGUGUACUUCUUGCUUUUAGGGGGGUAAUGAGUAUUUAGAUGUUUAGAUUAGUUUUUAUUGUGAUAUCUCUUGUUUUGACCAUGACCAAGUUGAUGUUUUUCGUCUUUCUUUAAUUUCAGGCCUCUUGAGCUAUUUCAUGUCAUUGUUAGGGUUGUGCUGUCAAGUUACUGUAUGGUCUAGGUUCCCCUUUCCAUAAACUUUGUUGACUACUUACAAUUUACUUGUCUGUCUUGAAACUAUCAGUAUUUUGCACUGAACACACCAAAAAAACCUGCUGUCUAAUAUUGAUGUGAUUGAAAAGAACAAGUGGAAGGGAAUUAAGGCAUUAUUUAGUUUUGAGAUGUUUAAUUCCAUGACAAUGGGAUGCACUGCUUUAGUUGGGAUGCAUUGCUUUAGUUUUAACUUGAAAUUAUCUGGCAUGGCCACCUGGAGUUGCAACACUGCAGCGCAGUUGACAUGGGAAAGAGAAACACCUUAAUUUUGGUUGAAUCUUGCCAAACAUUAACACUUCUUUCCGCUCUUAAGCUUCCUGUAGACCAUUUCAGACUAAAAAAAUAGAUAUAUUUAAUUCAACUAAACAUGAAACAAACAAAAAUUGUGUUAAUAAUUAAAUAAACCUCAAUACAAACAAAGCUUAAGUUAUUAGUAAGAAUUGGCUAGAAAAUUAAAGUAGAUAGCAGCCUCACCACCAUGUAUAUCUAUUAGUCUUGAAAAGCAUCCAUACCUCUGAGAAGCUUGUCAGGUCAUAGGGAUCAGACAUUAAGUAGGUUUCAUCGUGCUAGUGCUGCAAUUGUUGCCCCAAGGUCCUCCCAACUUUAAUAUUUUUACAACAGUAAGCUUAUUCACCAAAUGUUCCAUGUGAAUAUCUUAAGGUUUUUUUUCUUUUGGUUCAAUCCCAAGCUUAUGAUUCCAAUUUUAGUGUGAUAUGUGGUCGUAAAUCAAAGUUUAAGGUUCAACUACUGACUCUGUGGUCAGACUUUAACCGUGGAAAUGAUCAGCUUUUAGGAGACUGCAAAUGAAUCCUUUGAAAUAGAAAAUAAGAGUACAAUACUUCUUGACCUUCUUUUUUUUUUGAAGGCUUAGUGUAAGCUUAGCAUUUCUAUUAUAAUUUACAUAAAAUGUGCUGCUCUAUGCCAAAGAAUUUCAUUAUGUAUAUUCAAUAUAUGGUACAGUUUUUCAGUGUCAAGAAUAGAGGGUCAGAGCAGUGUACUUCUGCCUUGAAUUGACUGGGUUUGAACUGUGUACUUCUGCCUUAAACUGACUGGGUUGGAAGAUAUGUUUCUGCCUUGAAUUGACCAAGAUUUCAGGAAAAGAGGCCUUUAUAUGACUAUGCAUCAUUAUUCCUUUUUUGUUUUUAAUCCUUAUAUCCAUUUUGUACAGCACAUUUGACUUCCUUGACCGUGAAUUUGAAAUUUGACAGUUUUAUUUUUUUUAUUCUGUUUGUUGUUCCUCUUUCUGCCAAGCACAUGACUGUAAUUGUAGUUUUAUGUAUGAUCGGUUGAAGGGAAAUUGUGGGUAGAUGAAAUUUCAUUUUAUUUUCAUUAAAAUUCUUUCUUAUGGAUGAGUUGAGCAAUGUUGAUAAAAAGUGAGUGAGCCUCAACCAAGACCUUUAUUAUGUUUGGGUAACCUUCACUGAUAAAUUGUGAAAAUGUUAUACAGUAUGCAAUAAUCCUUGGAUAUUAUACUCCACUGUGCCAACCCUUUACGUAGUUAUAGGGAAAGGAAGACUUUGUACUCUGAAAGAAAAUUGUAGAUGUUCAAGUGGUUGUUGAUAGCGAUUUAAAACAAAAGUGGAAAAAACGCGUGUGGUGUUGCAUACUGAUGAUAGUUAGUCACUACUAGAAUCUUAUACACGGGGAUCUUCAUUCCACAUGUGCGCAAUUUGAGUAUGGAAACAAUGUAUUAAGAGUACUAUAACUGUUAUUUGGUUAUUCCAUACUUGAUGAGCCCUUCUUACAUGUCACUCAGCCUGUGGUGUUAUGGUAUUUUGGGAAUUGCAUCAUCGAUCACUGGAAAUGUGAUGAAUUCUGAGUAUAGGACUGUUUGAAACACAUUGAAAUGUCUUGGUGUCAGGGUCUUAAGGCAGGUUCACUAACUGUUCUGACCUGUGAUUGAAUUUGGAUGUAAAUAUUAUGCAUUCAAGAAGUAUUACAUCAACUGGAUGUGUAAAAUACUAAUCAUGAUAAAUGACUGGAAUGCAUGUUAUGGCAUUUUUGGUGCAUUGCUGUGAUGUUAGUAUUUUAAAUUUCAGGUAAUGAAGAUUUACCUGUCAAGCUAGAAUUUGUUAGCUUUUUCUCAGCUAUCACCAUCAAUACCAAAAAUACAGUACAUAUAAAAUUGAAAUACACACAAAAGAUUUAUGUACACACACACAGGCUGAAUGAAGUCAUGGAUUGAACAUAUUUAUAUUUGAUAAUCUGAAGAUGAACAUCAAGGAGAAAUAAAGAAAAGCUGAAUCAGAAGGGAAUUCAGGCAGGAAAGAACUUUUGACAUCCAAAUACCAUUAAAGUUAUAUAUUGAACACCUAUAAAACGUAUGAAUAUCAUUGCAAGUCUUUGGUAUCCAAAACGCUUGACUUUUACUUUCAGCUAAUGUAGAAAGACUUGACAAAGUGCACCAAAUCUUCAUUUAUCAGUAGACAUAAAAUGUGAUUAACCCUUCAAUGCCAUAAGUUUUGUUUUUAACAAUGUUGGUGAUUUUUUGACUAGUCUAGUUUCUGAAAUAAAAAAUUGCAACCUCUGCACAACUCCUCCCUCCUUUGAAGAUGUAUACCAUCCACUAUUAAAAUUAUUUUCAUCAUUUUUUUAUUCCAUUAUAAAGAUAUUUGCAACCCAAGUCUCCAUUCCCAUUUUCAGCCCCCUUAUUAAUUGUGGCAAAUGAUUAUGGUAUUCAUGUGUUUAGUAUGCGAGUAUCUUUUUAGCGCUGUGGCUAGUUUUAUGGGAGAAUAGUUUUGCAGAUGCCAGACAGAGCCAACAGGUGACAUUGUUUUUCUGAAACUAAGUGGUACAUUUUUUUUUAUAUAGCAAUGAGAAAUGAAAGUGGUCCUGUUGCAUUUUUUUUCUUUGACAGGUGCUUAAUUAGACAAAAACAGAAGCUUGCUAUAAGUAAGUGUUGACAAAAUUACAGAGUACUGUAUCUGUAAUGGAGAGAGAGAAGAGGCAACACAAAAGUAGCAAUUUUUUUUUACCAAAAUGACACUUAGAAAAUGCACAGCCGCUAUCACUGUCAAUGCCAAGGAGACUGCUCUCAUGUUUACUGUGGCAGUGGACCAUACAGGGCCCCAGUUCACUUCAGACUGAAUGGUUCAGGGGGAAAGUUUAAGCCCUGCAGUAAAAACAGUUGUGUUGGCAAAAUCAAGCCCAGUAACAAUAACUGUAUUUAGCAUUCGGUACAGCCUUGAGAGUUGAAGAAAUGAUUUUGUGGUCUGGUUAAAAUGUUUGAUAAAUAUCCUACCUGAAAUGGUAUGUGGAACAACCAUAGCACUGGCAUUGUAGCAAUCUUAUGAUAGUUUGCCAUAUUCUUAUACAAUGCUGGGAUUAUACUAGGAAAAGCAGACCUAAAGAAUAAAUAAAAAAAAGAAUGAAAAUACAGUUCACAGUAAUCAUGAAAAUGCACUUAAUUUACAAUGCUACGUCACAAACUCUACAAAUUUUGAGAACCCCCCAAAAAUGUUCAAUACCAUCAAUUUAACAAAAGUGUGGAGGAGCCUCUACACCAUGCAGAGCAACAACAGUGCUCCCUGACUCACAAAUGAGGGACAGCAAUAGGGAAAAACUCUAAUUACUGAUUACCAGGUCAAUGAAGGCAUCUUUUUUCCUGGUACUCUGCCAAGCAAAUUUUGCACUAAAGUUGCUUGCUUAUCAAAAGCAUCAUUUGAACCAAAAGAAACAAAGCUGCGAGUCCAAGUUAAACCCUAAGUAAGGGAACUGCCACUCAAGGCAGCCGAAGGCCACACUACUUUCAAAGUUUCGAUUGUGGGGUUAUAUGGUCACCACUCUGUAAAUAUGGUACCUAUGAUGAGCCAAAUGCUACAAAUACUCCCAUAAACUAUGCAAAACACAACUGAAAGGAGAGGAUGUUGCACGUCCUAACCUACGAUGCUUAUCUUAUCAUUCGAUUAGAAAUUUGUUUUAAGGAAUUCCCGUGGUAUACAAUCCACACUAUCAUUUCCUCAUGUAGUGACAGUGAUGUUAGACAUUGCGAUAUGUUAACAGUAUAGAUGUUAACUUUUCCUUCUUUUAUUCCUGUCAUAGUGUAAGAUUUAUUUUUACUGAAAUGUGAAUAUUGUAAAUAAUGACUUCACUGACACAGAGUACACGCUCUUUGGUAGCUAAGGAGAGAAGUGUGCAUUUGGUCAGUACACAUACACAUACAAGACGUUUUAUCACAAUCUUAGUUUUUCUUUUUUUACUAGGAGUAAAAACUAUUUUUUUCCUGACAGUUAUAGUGUGGACAGCAGUAUUUUACCCUUCAUGAAUAGUAGAUUAACUGUGUUUUAAGAAUUUUUUUUUUUCUGAACUGUAGUUACUUACAAUAUGUAUAAAUUUUCAAGUCACUGCAAAGGUACAAAAGAAAGUUGUGGAACUGAUCAUUACCCUCACUGGGUGGAAAGUAAAUGUACAGUAAUGAAAAGCAUGUGUUGAGUUCUAGACAUGGAACAUAAUUUUUACAUUAUCCGUCUUUUUUUUUUUUCUUUUUUUCCAGUAGCAGGAAGUAUUUUUAAGAACUGAUGUAUAGUGAAUGUAAAAUAAAAAUAGUUCUGUAAAUACCCUGUCCUUAUGUUCAUCUCUACUGUUAAUAUCUGUACAGUUUAUGUAAAUAUUUCAAUGGAGCAUGUUUGCCCAAUUGCAGUUACAUAUAGGUUAUGGCCAAAAAACAAAAAUUAUAAAAAAAAAAGAAAAAAAAAUUUAUGAGGGAAGAAUAUUACUGUAUAUUGUAAAGCUGGCAUCUCUCGGGUACUGAACACAAGUAAAAGUACAGUAAUUUACUUUCGGAAGAAAAUGUCUACUUUAAGACCAACCAAGUGAGUGUGUACAGAAUUUUCAUAGACAGGACAAUUACCUUUGUAAGGUAUUUUCACCAGAAUGGUUGGACAUUCAUACCAAGUCAGUUAACAUUAUACAUAUAUAUAAAUAUAUUAUAUAUAUAUUAUGAUAGUGUAGUCGAGUUAUUUUUACUGGUAAGCAUUUAUAAGAUAAAACCAACGCACUAAUUUAAAAGCAUAAAACCGAAGAUUUUAUACGACAUAGGGCAUUAUAUGAGAUACACUCAAACUGUAGUUAAUUUGAAUCAGUGUGGAUGUAAACCAGAGUAAAACGAUAAUGAUUAUCUUAUUUAUUUUUUAUACUGGAAUACUUAAUAUUUAUUGUGCUUGCAAGUAAGUGAUAUCAUAGGCUUGUACUUGUCUUUGGAAAGGAGCCCUUGUUUCUGGAGAACUUGCUCUCGGAGAAAACUAACUAAUGCUAAACGUAUUUGUUUUGAUCAUUUGCUUGAUAAGGUUAACCCCAACUUUUGGGGCUACCUCUUCUCUCUUUCUCUCUGGAAAUUUAAGAAUGAUUUAUCAAGUUAUGAAGGUUUAUAACAUGAAAAUGCAUAGUUGGUAAUAUAGUUACAUAUAAUGCAGUACAUUACGAUCUGGUCACAGUAUUUUAAAUGGCAAGGAAAGGGUUUUUUUUGUGUCAUCCCACAUUGAGUACGAGGAGGCAGGCAGGAGGCAGGGACACAGCAUUUCAUUUCUUUGUCCAGGGGGUGCCAACGAUGUAUUGUAUAAUGCUGUUGUUUCUUCCUUUCAGACGCUGACUUAGUAAAGAAGGAGUGCGGCCUCGUGUAGGCUUAGUUUUAUUGUCAAAUACAAACCAUUUAUAAAUCUCAUUUUAUUUUCAAUUGUAAUAUAUUGUACAGAUAUUGUUUUGUAUUUUUGUCCAGUAUACAGUAAUAUGUAUGUUUUAUGCAGAAAACCAAGAUUGCAAAAUUUUCCCAGUUGUAAAUGUCAUUAUUAAAAAAACUUGGAAUCCA